Chrysoperla carnea is the source of this 1742-nucleotide messenger RNA. RefSeq lists its product as uncharacterized. Gene Ontology annotation, molecular function: sequence-specific DNA binding. The record is from RefSeq and is a predicted model, not a curated record. NCBI's taxonomy places the organism in Eukaryota, Metazoa, Arthropoda, Insecta, Neuroptera, Chrysopidae. The transcript is spliced from 6 exons. The coding region runs from base 132 to 1154 and encodes 340 amino acids.
UAUCAUCAUCAUCAUUAUAUUCAUCACAAAGAAAUGUUGAACUUUACGAUAAUGAUAACAUUGAUAAGAAUGUAAAUAAGGAUGAUGUUGCUUAUUUUAUAAAGAAUGAAUUAUCAAAUAUAGAAGAAGUCAUGAUAAAACAAGAAGACCUUAAUAUUGAUAAGAGUAGUGACGAAGAAGAUAAAAAUGACAAUGGUGAAGUCGAAUUAAAUACUGAUAAAUGUAUAAAGAUGGAAAAUACAGAAGAUACCUUGGGCACACGAUUCCCUCCAAAACAAAAUAAAAGCAAAGCAUUUUGUUGUGUUUAUGGUUGCGGGAGCAGAGCUUGGAGAAAUCCAGACGUUCGAUUUCAUAAAUUCCCCAAAGAAAAUGUAUGUUUUGUAAAAGUAACAAACUCUUUGGGAGUAGAAGAAAAAAUCGAUUGUAGACAUAUGUGGCAAAGAGUUUUGAAGAUCGAAAAAAAUAUUACAGAACACAUGCUAGUUUGCUCCUUGCAUUUCAGAAAAUCAGAUUAUUUCUUACCAGAUUUAGAUUCUAAAAACAAAAGAUGUUUGAAAAAAAAUUCAGUACCUUCUAGCAAUCUACCGGGCGAUGAUUACAAAACAGGAUAUGAUGUUAAAACUAUAGAGGGUGGCUACUUUCGUACAAAAGAAGUUAUGAUAAAACAAGAAAAUUGUAAUAUUGAUAAGACUAAUGAAGAAGACAAUGAAAAUGAAAAUGGUGAAGUCGAAUUAAAUACUCAUAAGCGAGCCUCCACAAGUAGUACAAUCAAAUUUGAUAAAUGUAUAACGAUCGAAAAUACAGAAGACACUUUUGGCACAAGAUUCCCUUCAAAACAAAAUAAAAGCAAAGCAUUUUGUUGUGUUCCUGGAUGCAGGAGUAAAGCUUGUAGAAAUCCAGACGUUCGUUUUCAUAGAUUCCCCAAAGAAAAUGUAUGUUUUGUGAAAGUUAGAAACUGUUUUGGUGUAGAGGAAAAAAUCGACUGUAGAAAAAUGUGGCAAAGAGUUUUGAAGAUCGAAAAAAAUAUUACAGAAUACAUGCUAGUUUGUUCUUUGCAUUUUAGUAAAGCAGAUUAUUUCUUACCAGAUUUGAAUUCUAAACGCCUAAGACGUUUGAAAAAAAAUGCAGUUCCUUCUUGCAAUCUACCUGGUUGAGAAAAAAAAACAGUAUCAAUGGAUAUUAAAAAUAAUGAUAGAGUCAAGAAGAUUACAACGAUAAAAGAGUAGAAAUGAAGUGCUUGCAGCUAAUCUAUCUACUCAUAAUCAAAAACCGGAUAUUUAAAUUAACCCAACUACUAUUAAUUUUACUGAUGAAUUUCAUGGUCAAAAAAAAUUUAAAUAUUUUGGAUUACGAACUUUUAAAGGAAAAUACUGAAAUAUUAAAAAAAAAACAUUAAUCGAUGUUGGCAUUCAGGUCAAAAGUGGAGAUUUGCUGACUGAUUUUUGUGAUAUAAUAAAAACUGAAAAAGAAUUAAUACAUUAACCGGAAUCGUAUAUUUUGAUAUUUAAAUACAAUUAUGGAUGUUGUUUAAGAUGGAUUUCCAAAAUAUGAAUACGAUAGAAUGCAUCUUCGAAGUGUGACCCAUCACCCUGUAUGAUUGUGCAAAAUUUCAAACCGAUGUUCCUAUAAAUAACGAAAAUAUGAGGGUGUUUUCACCUUAAAUGUGACAAACCGUAUAUUUGAAAAUAAAUUCAAAGAUUAUUUUGUUAUGCAGAUUUAGAAUCUAAAAACAAAAGAAGUUU